AUGGACGAUAAAAUCUCAACCGUCUCCACGUAUAAACAUGUUUGUAUUACGUUGCAGGUGACGUUCAUAGGCAACAACAUCCCAGUGCAUCCGCACGUCUACUCCAACGGCCACAUUUGCUUGUCCAUCCUCACUGACGACUGGUCGCCCGCGCUCUCCGUGCAGUCCGUCUGUCUUUCCAUCGUGUCUAUGCUCAGUAGUUGUAAGGAGAAGAAACGGCCUCCAGACAAUUCCCUUUAUGUUAAGACAUGCAACAAAAAUCCUAAGAAAACAAAAUGGUGGUAUCAUGAUGACUCCGUGUAACCCCACCCCGCGUCGCUGUAUCGAGCAUGGACGAUAAAAUCUCAGUAUGUGAUAAGUGUUAUAACUGUGCGGUGUGCUAUAACGGUGUGUACAUACGGGCGUGAGUGCUUCGUCGACUGGCUGGCUCUCGCAGUGGGCUACCAAGUGCAGUGUCUUAUGUAGGCUGGAACGAACACCUUUACUUUGAGCUGAACGGAGAAAGAACUGCCAUAUGAAUUUAAAAGUGGAAGUAUGCUUUGGAAGCCAAAUCGUAAGAAAGACCCAAAAAGAAGCGAGCAAAAAUUUGCCAAGUGUGAUACAGAUGUGGCUGAAGAAACCGACUUAACAUAAAUAAUAUAAAGCAUGUUAAGGAUAAAAUUGCUAUAUGGGCUAGUAGAGUUCAAGUCAAGUGCUCAGACAGUGCUCAAAUCAAUCUCUAGAGAUUCAAUUGUGUCCCACACACAUUAAGAUUUAUGGCGAAAGAUUAACCGCAAGUUGGAAUAUAACCACCAGUUAGCAACUAAUAAUUUUUCUUAUGAACAAGGACCACCCUCAGUACUAGGGUUGCCAUAAUAAAGUUAGACAUAGGCUUUAUGUAUACUUCUUGUUAUUUGGUCCAAAUUUGACUGUAUCCUGCCAGCUUACUUACAUAUUGCUAGGUAAAUAUUCAUAGAAGAUUCAAGUGAUCUUGAGAAUCUGUCUUGUCACCCAGAGACUGGCUAAACUGAAUUACCAGAUUGGAUUUAGUUUUUGGCAACCCUGCUUCGAAAAGAAAGAUGGCAACUGGUGACAGAACCUAAACCCUUGCAGCAUUGUUAAAAUAAAAAAAAUUCUGAGUAAGUUACAGGUUUAAAUUUACCACCACUUCUAUGAGAUGAAUAUGGAGAUUAGUGUUACUUAAUGGUGUCUGUUUGGUGCAGGAAAUGUAGAUAUGUGCAACAACUGUGUUCAACGUAAAUUGUUUGAUUUCUUGUUACUGUUUUGUCGCUUCAAAAUACUUAACGGAAUGGGAUAUAAUAGACUAAGUUUUUAUCAUUUUCGUUGCUUACUAUAGUCUGGUCUGUGAGCACGUAGAAUUUUUGUCCAAUGACCCCAAGCUACCCAUCCUUAUCGCUUGCGCGUAAUUAUAUUGCU
Ostrinia furnacalis (Asian corn borer) is the source of this 1416-nucleotide messenger RNA. Its product is annotated as probable ubiquitin-conjugating enzyme E2 W-A. Bases 1 to 303 code for a protein of 100 amino acids. The record is from RefSeq and is a predicted model, not a curated record. The transcript has 4 exons. Lineage: Eukaryota; Metazoa; Arthropoda; Insecta; Lepidoptera; Crambidae.